Molecule: messenger RNA, 2605 nt
Organism: Leptopilina heterotoma
Lineage: Eukaryota; Metazoa; Arthropoda; Insecta; Hymenoptera; Figitidae
Exons: 2
Coding region: 789-2600 (603 amino acids)
Source: RefSeq, a predicted model, not a curated record
AAUUAAAAAUUAAAUUAUGCCGGAUACAGAUAAUUAAUAAAUUAAGGAUAACUUUUAAUAAAAAAAAAGAACAAAAUAUUUUUAAACUUCGAUCAAAUGGUAUGACGCAAGUUGAUGAAAUUUAAUAUCACACAACACGAUUUUUAGCAUUUAAACAUUUGUUUUACGUAAUUGAUGAGUAAACAAAUUUUUUUUUGACAAUUUUUCUCUGUAAUUAUUUAUAUUUUUAGUAAUCAUCAUCAUCAUCAUUUUUUUUUUUUUUUUUUUUUCCAUUGAAAUGUACCUUUUGAGUUUUGAUCAAUAUCGGAUAUAUAAUUAAAAUAAAUAACAGUCUCAUCAUUAUAUACACACUGACUUUUUAAACACUCAAGUGUUUUCGAUUUAAAAUUCAUUAUUACAUUAAUCGACCUGAUAUGCCACAUAUGUUUAAUUGCAUUUUUUAACAUUUAAUCCCAAUGCACACAUAUAACGUGUCCGAGAAAUGACAAACAUCUUUUUAUAUCUUUUUAAUUGUUGUAAAAAAAACACAUUGAAAAAAAACCGAUUUAUUUAUUUUUAAAUAAAUACGGCGUUGCUUUUAUUGUUAUUCUUUCUUUAAACCCAAACAGUGAUUGUCAAUUAAAAUUUUAAAUUAAUAAUAUCUUGAUUGUAAUAGACACAUUUUCAAAAUUUUAAAAUUAGUUUUAUUCUAAAGUAGAGUUAUAAAUAAGAUAAUUAAUUACUGUUUUUAAUAAAAAUAGUCUAUUUUAAUUGAUUUUAAUUGGUUUUAAAAAAUCACAUGAUUUGAAAUGGAAAUAUUUUCGCGCUACAUCUACGUCACGCGUAUGACGUCACAAGUUGGCUGCAAAACUAAUGUAACAUGCAAAAUGUCAGAUUCAGAGGUAAAAAUUAGACAAAGCAUUUCGAAACGUUGGUGUUUUGUGCCUGGAUGCACAAAUACAAAUUUAAAAACACCAAAUAAAUUAUUUAUUUGUGUUCCGAAAGGAAACGAAAGAAAAAAAUGGAUGAAAGUAGUGAGGCGAGAUCCAAACGAAUGUUCUUUAACAUCAGUAAUGUUUUGUUGUGAAGACCAUUUCACAUUGCAGGAUGAUUUAGAAAAUUACAUGAGAGUAAAAUUGGAUCCAACCUCGAGAAUUUUACUUAAAAAAGGAGUAGUGCCGCAUAUUUUUGAUUGUCAAGAGGAUCGUCAACGAGCAUUUUCUAAACCUAAAAGACGAGCAAUUUGCAAGCUUACUAAUGUAAGAAAUUUAAAUGAAAUGGAACAGGAGAUGGCUAGAGAAAAUUUUGAAGUCGAAUCUGUGGUCAAUGAUAAGAACUUGCUUUCUCUGGAAAAUGAGGAAACUGAACAAAAUGUAGUUAAUGAAAAAAAUGAGUUUCUUGCACAAUUUAAUGUAAAUAAUAUCACUGAAAAAAAAGAUUGCGGUGUUCAGACAUUGCAAAUUCAAAAACCAUAUUAUCGCAGUAAAGGCACUUCCUGUUGUCCAAAAACAAAAAAUGUGGCAUGUUCACCUAUUAAACAGUUAAAUAAGCAGACUUUAAAUAAUAAUAAUAUAAGUUUAGAUUCACGGAAUUGUGAACAAACCUCUGAGCCUGAUUUACAAAUAAAUUCAACUAUAAGUAGCACUAGUUCUAUUUUAUGUUCGUCUUGUGCAUCAACAAGAAAUUCGGAUAUAACGUACAUUCCUGAUAACGAAGAACUAAGUAGAGAAGAAUCUGCGUUCUUAGACUGUGAAAAAAAGGAAUUAUAUCAAAAAGUAAAAAUGAUGCAAAUUAUGGAUCAUCCGAAACUUUUCAUGUGCAUACCAACAGAAGCUAUUUAUAUAUUGAAAUUGUUAAGCGAUGAGACUAAAAUUAAUAUUAAAAAUAUUUGCAUCGUAUUAACAAAAAUGAAGACCAAUGAUUCUUUUGAGAGGAUAGGAAUUGAAUUCGGACUAAGUACUUCUGAAGCAAAUAAAAUUUUCCGACAAAGUGUACCUCUAUUAGCAAAUUGUUGUAAACAAUUAAUUAUAUGGCCAGACAAAGAAAAAAUAAAAGCUCUUUUGCCAAUAGCUUUUCGAUCUAGAUAUAGCAAUGUUCAAAGCCUCCUUGAUUGUUUUGAAAUUUCGACUCAGAAACCCAGUAAUCCAGUUCAUCAAGCUCUUACGUAUUCCGAAUACAAAAAAGGCAAUACAGCAAAAUAUCUUAUUUCAUCAACUCCGGAUGGCCUUAUAAAUUUUAUAUCAGAAGGUUUUGGAGGAAGAACAUCGGACGUAUUGAUAGUAGAAAAAUCGAAUUUUUUAAAUGCCUUGCCACCAAACUCGGCAGUUAUGGCUGACAGAGGUUUUAAAUUUAUUGAUAAAUUUCUACAAACAAAAAACUGUACUUUGGUACGUCCACCUAGUGUUAGUGCUAACAAAAAAUCAUCUAAAGAACAAGUAAUUGAAACUAGAAGAAUUGCAAGUUUGAGAAUUCACAUAGAGCGUGUUAUUUGCAGAAUAAGAUAUUUCGAAAUAUUCAAGCCUCAUGCUUGCAUUCCUAUUGAAACUUUGGAUAUCAUUGACCAAAUGCUUGUAAUUGCAGUUAGCAUAAUAAAUCUUCAUGCAGUCGUUAUAAGGCAAUAAAUCGC